Messenger RNA from Meloidogyne enterolobii, 1981 nucleotides. The record is from the annotation of a GenBank genome assembly. Lineage: Eukaryota; Metazoa; Nematoda; Chromadorea; Rhabditida; Meloidogynidae.
UUGUUACUCGUUAGUGUAUUUUUUUUCUUUUUUUCUAGAAAAUUUUUUUUAUUCUCUACCCCUUUUAACGGGGUUUUCUAUUGAAAUACUGCAUUCUACCCUCUUUCCCCUUUUUUUAGUUACUAGGCAUUUUCUUCUCUUUUACGGCAUUUCUGCCAGUCGAUGCCCCUUUUUUCUUUCCUUCUUUUUUUAAAAUUCCAAGUAUUUUCUAUACAUAUAUCUGUCAAUAUUUGUCAAUACAUUUCCAUUUUAUUCUCCGACCUAGGCAUUGGCCAACCACAGUUUUCCUUCCCUUUCCUUUCCCCAGUUUGUGUUUCAUUCCCCCCUAAAGCUUUUUUGCCUUAAAGGCAAAACGAACAUUUAAUUUAAAUAAUUUUAAUUAAAAAAUUUUUAAGAAUCGACAGAAAUCGUCGAUAUGAUUUCCACUAAAAUAAUAUUGCCGGUCUUGUUAUCUUGUUUCAUUAUCAAUGAGGCUUUUGGAAGCCUCUUCUUCUGGAACAAACAAAAAGCCUCAUCAUCAAAUGACGAACUCUGGACUCGAUAUCAUAACCAAAAAGCAAUGGAAGAAAAAAUGGAAGAAAUAAAUAAAAAAUGUCCAAACGUUACUCGUCUCUACAGCGUCGGUAAAAGUGUUGAGGGAAGGCAAUUAGCCGUUAUUGAAUUUUCAUUGCAUCCUGGACGUCAUCAAACACUUAAACCAGAAGUUAAAUAUGUUGGAAAUAUGCAUGGAAAUGAAGCUAUUGGAAGGGAACUUUUAAUUCGUUUAGCGGAUUAUUUAUGUGAUGCGUGGAGAGGGGCACAAAGACCGAUUGUCGAAUUAUUAAAUUCAACAAAUAUUCAUAUUAUGCCGUCAAUGAAUCCUGAUGGAUUUGAAUUGGCCUACAAAACUAAACCAGAAGAUCGUGGCUGGCUAACAGGAAGAGGAAAUGCCCACGGCGUUGACUUAAACAGAAACUUUCCGGAUCUAAAUACACUCUUUUACUUUAUGGAAUCAAAAAGCUGGCCUUUUUACGACCAUUUAUUAGAAUUAUUCCAAAAUCCAAACCAACAACAUUUCGAGCCAGAAGUCAGUUCUGUUGGGGAAUGGAUACUCUCUUGGCCUUUUGUUAUUUCUGCAAAUCUGCACGAAGGGGAUAUGGUAGCUAAUUACCCUUUUGAUGAAAGUCGAGAACCGAUGUCUUUAAGUGCUUAUUCUAAAUCACCUGAUGAUGCUACUUUUAGAUAUCUUGCCGAAACAUAUGCAAAAGCACAUGCACAUAUGGCUAAGAACGAUCAUGAGCCCUGCGAUGGAACAGCACAAAAUAAUUUUGCCAGACAGGGAGGAAUUACUAACGGAGCUAAAUGGUAUUCUGUUGCUGGUGGAAUGCAGGAUUUUAAUUAUUUGGCUACUAAUGCUUUUGAAAUAACAUUAGAAUUGGGAUGUGAAAAAAUGCCGAAUCCCCAACAAUUACCACAAUUUUGGGCAGACAACAAAAUAGCUUUACUCGAAUUUAUUCGUCUUGCACAUAUGGGUAUUAAAGGAAUUGUUCAAGAUUCAGAAACGGGUGAACCAAUUCCAAAUGCUGUUGUUUGGGUUAGAAAUGUAACAAAAAAUGGAGAAGGAAAAGGAAAUGCAAUUAAACAUCCAGUCACUACAUGGAUCACUGGUGACUAUUUCCGCCCUCUAAUUGCUGGACAUUACCAAAUAGCUGUUGAGGCUGAAGGUUAUGAAAUUGGUGUUAGAGCUGUUAAUUUAAGUUUAAAUAAUGUUAUUGAACGUCGUCCAGUUAUUUUAAAUUUUAAAUUAAAUCCAAUUAAACAAAAAGAAGAACAACAAUUAAUCGUUACACCCGAAGAAAAUGGAGAAGAAGCACAAGAAUUGGAAAGUGAAUUAGAACAAGAAAAUGAAAAUGAGGGAAUGCUUACACCUGAACAAGCAGCAGAAUUUAUUCAACUUUUACGUUUACAACAAAUGGCGAGAGAACAACAACAACGUUUUUAA